GUGCACGACGCCACCUACAAGAGGAGUGCGAGUGGUUGGGGAUGGUUUUCUCGCGCAGUCCUUACCACCCGCGUGGUCAACGGCUCGCCUUGCACCAUGGGGGUGGAUAUUGCAAACGGUUGGUUUCCCAAAGAGCACGCCGACGAGCGGGGGGCACUCAUCGACACGAGUGGUGCAAUUUUUGAGCAGGCUGGCAUUCAUGUCCGCGGGUGCGCCCGCGAGGCCGCGGACAAGUGCGCGGGAUUUCAGAAGGCGCAGGCAGAGAAGCACCCCGGGGCACCGCUGUCUCACUGCCCGAGGCAUGUCCUCGAGAACGUGAAGAAGCAGGCUGCCCGAUUCACUGGGGGCCAGGACUGGGGGAAGUUUGCUGCUUCUUCCGCGUCCGAGGUUGCCUAUUACCCCGCGAAGUUGUUGCUUGCAGAAGCCAUUCAUGCCUUCUGUGCCCGGGCGGCGGAGGGUGGACACCAGUCGCUGGUGGCAUACAUGGCCGAGGUCUGCGAGUUUAACAACAAGAAGCAAGUCUUCGAGCCGUCCUGGUAUAGCGGGGCGGAGAGCGGUCAUGUUCCCGGCUGCACUCCAGGCAGCAUGUCCCAGGCGUUAGAGGCGCGAUUCAAGGUCCACCGCCACUCUCUGCCGGGAGACAUCCACGCGCGCGGCAUGGCGGCGUCCACCGAGCAUCUGGCUGGAUCACAGGAGCGUAUUCAUGUGCGGUUCGUGUCGGGUCCACCUGUGGUAAUGGGGGCUCAGAUCGCAUCCGACGAUCCCCUUCACGUGCCGAAUGCUCGAGCUUGCGCGAAGUCGGCCCCUGUGAACUUCCAGUGCAGUAGCAUCUCGCGCGACGUCGCCCAGAGGCUGUUGCGGGCCGUCCCGGAUCAAUGCCGAGCUGCCGCAGUCAUCAAGAACUCUAUCGACGUGCACUUCCUCACUGUCCCGUUCCACAGGUCUGCCAUGGCCGUCGAGAAGUACGCGCGCGUGGAGCACCUCAAGAUUCAUGCGGCCAAGUCGAAGACCCUUGCGCAGGAGGGCUUGAAGAGGCUGGACGUCAUCAAGGGCGACGGCCACCUCUCGCUUACGACGCUCCAUAUUCACACGCGGGAGGUCACAGGGGUGGUGGCGGCCGUGGAGAAGGAGGUGGGACGGAGAGCGCGGACUACGGGGGUAUUAUAUUGCACGGCUUACUGUAUGUGCCGGGUGCACCAGCUGAGGGGUCAGUGCAGCCAUUCCUUGUUUGGGCGGUGGGUCAUGGGCGACCCUGCCAUCGUGGCUUUCCCGAGUAUCCGUUUGGCUGCGGGCGCCGGCGUGCAGCCCGCGGCGGAGGUUGCCGCCGAAGCGCUCGCCGACGCUGUGGCCCCGAGCUCGGCCGGGCAACCUCGUGGCGUGGAGAUGCCGGCUCGCGCCGCCCGGCUUACGUUGGCGGACGUCCACGGGAAGGUCUCGCAGCGCAUCGCGGAGGCUGCCGGGAAGAAGAAGAAGAAGCUGGCGGCGCGGGCGCGCGCGUUGCUGGCGCCCCCAUCCCCGGCUGCUUCGGCGGGGCCGCAGGGCGGGGCUGGCGAAGGCGGCGGCGCUGAGGGCAGGAUGAAGGAACUCAACGAGAUCGCCGAGCAG
This is a messenger RNA of Prorocentrum cordatum, 1605 nucleotides long. The record is from the annotation of a GenBank genome assembly. NCBI's taxonomy places the organism in Eukaryota, Dinophyceae, Prorocentrales, Prorocentraceae.